ACUAGUGUGUCGGUGCUAUGCAGAACCACAGCGACUCCAGUUUAAACUCCACCAGCCUGACUACAGCUAACCUGGUCAGCAGUGGCCUGAUGGGUCUUUGCUUCAUGAUUGGAGUUCCUGGUAAUAUUGCAGUAAUUCUUUUCAUACUUCUUCGUUUCAAAAAGGACAAUUUCACCGUUCAUCUGAUGCUGAAUCUGGCAACUGCAGACAUCUUGUGUUUGAUAACCCUGCCUGUGUGGAUCUACAGUGAACUAGAGAACAUUGACCAAGUAACCUGCAAGUUCUUCACAGCACUCGUCUACUGCAGCGCAUACUCAAGUGUGAUAACAGUAACUCUGCUGAGUGUGUAUCGUUGUUUACGGAUUCGACAUCCACAGUUGUGGUCCAGAAUGAGCAAGAGAAGAGAGAGAGCGCUGCUGAUCAGCGGUUGGGCUCUGGCACUGCUUUUCUCUUGUCCUGGUGUACUUACACAAGAGAUCGUUCAAGUUGAAUCCAAAAUGGAGUGUGAAAGAAUCCUGGAAUCAGAAGCCAUACUUAUUGUUGCUCUACUGGAGUCACUGCUUGGAUUUUUUCUUCCUUUCACAAUCAUGUUGACUUCAUAUUAUUGCUUAUACAAAACAGCCACACAGGGAGCAUUCAGACACAGACACAGACCGACUAAACUUGUCACACGGAUUGUCAUAGUUUUCUUAAUUUUUUGGGCUCCUCACCAAAUAAUAAAAUUAGAGGAAAUUUGUGCAGCAUUUUUAGGCUCAGAGCCAGUUCUAUCUUUAAUCGGUGACAUUGCUGGAAUUCUUACAUUCAUCAACAGUUGUGUGAAUCCAUUCCUCUAUGCGUUUUCCUCAAAGAGUUUACAUAAACGCAAACAGCCAGUGGAACCUGGGGUAACUAAAGGCUCACAACAUUUUGAGAGGGAUCAUUCCAUAGCUGUGAGCAGCUCACUAUUAAAGCCUAACACCUUGGACUAAAGAAUUAUGACAUAUCAAAAUAUGCAGUAGAAACUGGACAAUGAUAGAAGCACCUUUUAAAAAUGCAUUUGGAUGAAUUUCAGAUAACUAAAUAUGUAGCACUUUUGAAAGAUAAUUUGAUGAGUUAAUUACUUUAAUGUAUCUCUGAUGCAGUGAGAAGAGAUCCAGGCAAAGUCUGUCUGUAAAAUUAUAUUUUAUUAAAAUCAAUGAUUACAGAUGUAAAAUAUGAAAAUUAAAAAUGGACAAUAUCCAAACUGAAUAUAUUCUGCUGAAAUUCUAAGAGAAUAGACUAAAAUCUGAGUAUAGUAAUCUUCAAGAGCUAAAGAGAUGAAGAUCUUCAAAGCAUGCAAUAAGAGAAAAAGGUAAAGAAGCCAAUGUUAUGAGCAAUAUACAGUAUAGACUAGAGACUUACAUCCUCUUACAGCAUCAUGGAAUGUUUAUGUCUGAUUGAUAAAAUGUCAAAUGUAUUUCAUUAUCUACGUGUUGUCAAA
This is a messenger RNA of Sinocyclocheilus anshuiensis, 1459 nucleotides long. Its product is annotated as type-1 angiotensin II receptor-like. The record is from RefSeq and is a predicted model, not a curated record. Gene Ontology annotation, cellular component: external side of plasma membrane; membrane. Gene Ontology annotation, molecular function: C-C chemokine receptor activity; C-C chemokine binding. Gene Ontology annotation, biological process: cell chemotaxis; immune response; calcium-mediated signaling. Bases 18 to 968 code for a protein of 316 amino acids. NCBI's taxonomy places the organism in Eukaryota, Metazoa, Chordata, Actinopteri, Cypriniformes, Cyprinidae. The transcript has a single exon.